This is a messenger RNA of Myzus persicae (green peach aphid), 479 nucleotides long. Its product is annotated as cytochrome b-c1 complex subunit 10-like. Gene Ontology annotation, biological process: mitochondrial electron transport, ubiquinol to cytochrome c. Gene Ontology annotation, cellular component: mitochondrial inner membrane. Lineage: Eukaryota; Metazoa; Arthropoda; Insecta; Hemiptera; Aphididae. The record is from RefSeq and is a predicted model, not a curated record. The coding region runs from base 130 to 312 and encodes 60 amino acids. The transcript has 2 exons.
UCAUUUUUAAGUCUUUUGCAAAACUCAACAUUGUCCGAGUGUGACCUAACCCGUCGAACAUUAAAAAUUAAAAUAGGGAUCUGUCCAUUGAUUUAAAUCUUUGCAGAUUCGUCAUUUCCUCCGUUCAACAUGAGUCUUGUGUCAAAUUUAAUUGGUAGACGGUACAUCUCCCAGGCAGUCAAGUAUGUUCCUAGCGCAGGCUUGUAUGGCGCUACAGGAUUCACCCUCUUGUGUUACUUUACUGACUGGAAAUUGGUAUUGCAAUACUUGCCAUACUACAACACAAAAUUCCCAAAGGAUGUGGAAGAAUAAUCCAAUAAACAAAAUGUAAAGCAAUAUAGUGUUCUUAAUAUCUGUUAAAAUAAUUACAGUACUUUUGAUGAAUAUGUACCUAAGUGAAUGAUUUUUUUUUGUGAAGGAUAAUAUGUACCAUUUUUUUAAUAAUUAUUAAUUAAAAUACAAAUUAUCAUUAGCCAAUU